CACUUGAUCGAUUUCAUGUCAGAGAUUCUUAAACAGAAAGACACUGAACUGACCAACUUUAAAGUGGCUGCAGGCACUCUGGAUGCGAGCACCAAGAUCUAUGCUGUGCGUGUGGAUGCUGUCCAUGCUGAUGUGUACAGAGUUCUUGGGGGACUGGGCAAGGAUGCACCAUCUCCAGAAGAGGCAGAAAGCCAUGAUGCAGAUGGAAGUGCGACUGAAAUGGGAACAACUAAAAAGGCUCCAAAGCCCAAGAAGAAGCACUCACACAAAACCAUCGAGCAGAACAUAAGCAACCUUAAUGUCUCUGAGGCAGAUCGGAAGUGUGAGAUUGAUCCCCUAUUUCAGAAGACAGCAGCCUCUUUUGACGAGUGCAGCACAGCAGGGGUGUUCCUCUCUACCCUCCACUGUCAUGACUAUAGAAGCGAACUGCUUUUCCCUUCUGAUGUCCAGACCCUCUCCAGUGGAGGACCUCCUGAAAUGCCGGAUUUAGGUUGUGUAGAAAUGACAGAUUUAAAAGCACCCCUGCAGCAGUGUGCGGAAGACCGCCAGAUCUGCCCUUCCCUGGCCGGGUUCCAGUUCACUAAAUGGGACAGCGAAACACACAAUGAGUCUGUGUCGGCCCUGGUGGACAAGUUCAAGAAGAAUGAUCAGGUAUUUGACAUCAACGCUGAGAGAGAAGACAGCGAUGGUGGGGACUUCCCCAGUGGGCCUAUGGAGGAUGAUUUUGAUGCCAACGACGAACUGGACCACACGGCCUGUGGGGAUCAUGCAGACUUCAGGAGCUGGAGGGAGCCCUGCCACAGUCAGAGCUGCCAGGAAGAAAUGAUUCCCCUCGGGGAUGGAGACAUUAGUACCAUGUGCCCUCUUCUAUCCAUGAAACCUGGAGAAUAUUCCUAUUUUAGUCCCCGCACCAUGUCGAUGUGGGCUGGGCCAGAGCACUGGCGCUUCAGACCCCGGCUCAAACAAGAUGCUGCCUUGAAAUCAGAAAACAAAAAGAAGAACACAAAGAAAGAAUUUGAAAUUGACUUUGACGAUGACAUUGACUUUGAUGUGUAUUUUGGAAAAGCAAAGGCUGCUACUAUUCUGACCAAGUCCACUUUGGAGAGCCAGACCUGGAGAGCCACCACUCUUCCUACAGAUUUCCACUAUGAGACUGAUAAUCUGGUUCAGCUGCACCUCAAACCAGGCACCAAGAUCCUUACAAUAGCCCGUGGUCAGAGGGCAGAGACUGAACAUUAUGAAGAAAUUGGAGACUAUGAUUAUAAUAACCCUAACGACACAUCUAACUUCUGCCCUGGAUUACAGGCUGUUGACAGUGAUUACGAAGAGUCAGGUGACUUACUUGAAGGACCGUUCGGGACCUCUGACUUCUCAGCUUAUCCUUGCCAUUCACCUAAGACACAAGAGAACGAUGACUCGCCUGACGCCCAUGAAUCAGACAUCACUCGUUACGGGGAGUCAAACCUGGUAGCUGAGCCUCAGAAGGUAAAUAAAAUUGAAAUUCAUUAUGCCAAGACUGCCAAAAAGAUGGACAUGAAGAAGUUGAAGCAGAGCAUGUGGAGUUUGCUGACAGACUCCUCCAUUCAAGUGGAUGUGGAGGCUAACCGCCACAGUGAGACUGGACCAAAAGGAGAUCUGGUGGACGUGGCUGAUGGGAAGAUGCUGAGUGAGCUCACCCGGGACCUUCAGAAGAGCCUGCCACCCCUCAUGGCUCAGAACCUCUCUGUACCCCUGGCGUUUGCCUGUCUCCUGCAUUUAGCCAAUGAAAAGAACCUAAAGCUGGAAGGAACUGAGGAUCUUUCUGAUGUUCUUGUGAAGCAAGGGGCUUGAGUUCACCAGGAGAAGUC
Messenger RNA from Pteronotus mesoamericanus, 1847 nucleotides. RefSeq names its product non-SMC condensin I complex subunit H (gene NCAPH). The transcript is spliced from 15 exons. Gene Ontology annotation, molecular function: chromatin binding. The record is from RefSeq and is a predicted model, not a curated record. Bases 16 to 1830 code for a protein of 604 amino acids. Gene Ontology annotation, cellular component: condensin complex. Gene Ontology annotation, biological process: mitotic chromosome condensation. NCBI's taxonomy places the organism in Eukaryota, Metazoa, Chordata, Mammalia, Chiroptera, Mormoopidae.